AAACGUGCUCUAUAAAACAAUCGUCUGCCCAGAGAACACUUUAGUUUCUAGUUCGUGCUUGGAGUCCUAACUUCUCCGCAGCUUGCGAACGCUCCGAAUCUUCGACGUUCCUUAUCUUCCGUGCUCCGAAAUAUUUAAUAAUAUUUUUCCAAAAUGAGGGAAUGCAUCAGCGUCCACAUCGGCCAGGCCGGAGUCCAGAUCGGCAAUGCCUGCUGGGAGCUGUACUGUCUGGAACACGGCAUUCAGCCCGAUGGGAACAUGCCCAGCGACAAGGCAGUGGCGACGGGAGAUGACUCCUUCAACACCUUCUUCAGCGAAACUGGCGCUGGCAAACACGUCCCGCGGGCCGUUUUUGUCGAUCUCGAACCAACAGUCGUUGACGAAGUCCGGACCGGCGGAUACCGACAGCUCUACCACCCGGAACAGCUGAUCUCUGGCAAGGAGGACGCAGCCAACAACUAUGCCAGGGGCCACUACACCAUCGGCAAGGAGAUCGUGGACCUGGUGCUCGACCGCAUCCGCAAGCUGGCCGACCAGUGCACCGGACUGCAGGGCUUCCUCAUCUUCCACAGCUUCGGGGGCGGAACCGGGUCUGGGUUUACCUCCCUCCUCAUGGAGAGACUCUCCGUGGACUACGGGAAGAAAUCCAAGCUCGAGUUCUCCAUCUACCCAGCACCGCAGGUAUCCACGGCCGUCGUAGAGCCUUACAAUUCAAUCCUCACCACACACACGACCCUGGAACACUCCGACUGCGCCUUCAUGGUUGACAACGAAGCCAUCUACGACAUCUGCCGGAGGAACCUGGACAUCGAGCGACCCACGUACACCAACCUCAACAGACUCAUCAGCCAGAUCGUCUCGUCGAUCACAGCCUCCCUCCGAUUCGACGGCGCCCUCAACGUUGAUCUCACGGAGUUCCAGACUAACUUGGUUCCUUAUCCUAGAAUCCACUUCCCUCUCGUCACCUACGCGCCUGUGAUAUCCGCCGAGAAGGCGUACCACGAGCAACUGAGUGUGUCCGAAAUCACCAACGCCUGCUUCGAGCCAGCAAACCAGAUGGUGAAAUGUGAUCCCAGACACGGAAAGUACAUGGCCUGCUGCAUGCUGUACAGAGGCGAUGUGGUCCCGAAAGACGUCAACGCCGCCAUUGCUGCCAUCAAAACAAAGAGAACCAUCCAGUUCGUCGACUGGUGUCCAACCGGUUUCAAAGUGGGCAUCAACUACCAGCCCCCUACCGUGGUCCCUGGAGGUGACUUGGCCAAAGUCCCCCGCGCAGUCUGCAUGCUGUCCAACACCACGGCCAUCGCCGAGGCGUGGGCCAGGCUCGACCACAAGUUCGACCUCAUGUACGCCAAGCGCGCCUUCGUGCACUGGUACGUGGGCGAGGGAAUGGAGGAGGGCGAGUUCUCGGAAGCCCGCGAGGACAUGGCCGCCCUCGAGAAGGACUACGAGGAGGUCGGGCUCGACUCCAACGACGGCGUCGAAGACGACGGGGACGAGUAUUAGGAAGAAUCCGUUGGCCGCUUUGAAGAGUGGACUGAACUUUCAAUAAAGUUUUUUUUGAAAUGAAUAUCGUGUCGUCGUUUUUGCUUUGUUGUAUCUAAAGCUCAACAAACCCGUCCACGAAAAAAAUUCAAUCAAUAAGGUAAAACCACCAGCAGGAAUAAUGCUGACCUACUCCUCCUGUCAAACCGCAGGCUAGUCCAGGUCCAUGAGCCCUAGAGUCCUCAAAAAAUCGUACACCAGGAGAGGACUGGAGUAAAUGUCCUUUGUGUUAGUCCCACACAAUGCAAAAGAUGAUCUGGAGUUGCCUGCACUAAUCUACAUUUAGCACAGGUCUCAAAAAUGUUCUCCCCUAAAUGAAAGGAAAGGCACUUGAUGUGCCCACUUGCAAGCGUUUGUAGUUUGGACGACUGGAUACGCCUUGAUGGAAAGGGCGCGCCUUCGUGCACUGGUACGUGGGCGAGGGCAUGGAGGAGGGCGAGUUCUCGGAAGCCCGCGAGGACAUGGCCGCCCUCGAGAAGGACUACGAGGAGGUCGGGCUCGACUCCAACGACGGCGUCGAAGACGACGGGGACGAGUAUUAGGAAUAAUCCUUUGGCCGCUUUGAAGAGUGGACUGAACUUUCAAUAAAGUUUUUUUUU
Molecule: messenger RNA, 2144 nt
Organism: Uloborus diversus
Lineage: Eukaryota; Metazoa; Arthropoda; Arachnida; Araneae; Uloboridae
Product: tubulin alpha-1C chain-like
Exons: 6
Coding region: 154-1506 (450 amino acids)
Biological process (GO): mitotic cell cycle; microtubule cytoskeleton organization
Cellular component (GO): microtubule; cytoplasm
Molecular function (GO): structural constituent of cytoskeleton; GTP binding
Source: RefSeq, a predicted model, not a curated record